Molecule: messenger RNA, 842 nt
Organism: Drosophila eugracilis
Lineage: Eukaryota; Metazoa; Arthropoda; Insecta; Diptera; Drosophilidae
Product: seminase-like
Exons: 2
Coding region: 1-831 (276 amino acids)
Biological process (GO): proteolysis
Molecular function (GO): serine-type endopeptidase activity
Source: RefSeq, a predicted model, not a curated record
AUGCAACCCCUGCUAGCUUGGUGGAUACUGGUUGCUACUCUAUUCACGAUGGAUGCCUUUGCCAACGGUUUUAACCAAUCCAUCGAUUUGGAAAAGUUGGCCAAAGUGGUAUUACCUCCUAGAUUUCAAACUCGCGUUGUCGGCGGUGAUGUGACCACAAAUAGGAAACUGGGAGGUUAUCUAAUCGCACUGCGCUACAAAAACGAAUUCAUUUGUGGUGGCACUUUGCUCCAUGACCUCAUCGUCCUGACAGCAGCCCAUUGUUUUCUAGGUCGGCUGACCGUUGGCGAUUGGUUGGCAGUCGGCGAUACCUCGAAGCUCACUGACCGAGGUAUCCAACGUAAAGUCAAGGAUAUCAUCCAGUCUGUCGAGUUUCGUGAAAACGACAUGAACAUGGAUGUAGCCAUAUUGCGACUAAAAAGUCCCAUGAAGGGCAGACAUAUUGGAAAGCUAUCGCUGUGCACUAGCACUGUUAGUCCAGGAGUUGAGCUUGUGGUAUCCGGCUGGGGCUAUACCGAUGCCAAGUCCAGUGGCACACAGAAACUAUUGCGUUCGGUUACAGUUCCGGUGAUUGAUAAGAGAAUAUGUCGGGCAUCCUAUUCGCCAACGGUUAACUUGACAGACAGUAUGUUUUGCGCCGGAGUCCUAGGAAAGAAAGAUGCAUGCACCUUUGACUCUGGUGGUCCGUUGGUUCACAAAAAGGAAGUCUGUGGUAUUGUGUCCUUUGGCAUCGGAUGUGCCAGCAAGCGUUAUUACGGCGUCUACACUGAUGUCAUUUAUGUAAAGCCCUUUAUCGAGCAGAGCAUGAAAAUAUUGCUAGGAGGCAGAUAAAUAAAAUAUUA